Molecule: messenger RNA, 1458 nt
Organism: Exophiala bonariae
Lineage: Eukaryota; Fungi; Ascomycota; Eurotiomycetes; Chaetothyriales; Herpotrichiellaceae
Exons: 2
Coding region: 1-1458 (485 amino acids)
Source: RefSeq, a predicted model, not a curated record
AUGACAGCAACCGAGCGGACUUCGCCCUCUCUUCCUGGCUCUUCACCUUUACUCGUUGGCUCAGACUGGAAGCAUGCCGGCUUUGAUGACGAUGCCUGGAAAGGUUCCUAUAACUUGGUCGACCUGGACCUUUACAACGUCGCAGUUCUACAACUCAAUCCUCCAGUAACGGAGGACGAGCUAGAUGAUCGCGUUGCACUCGAGGCUAAAGGUCUCGGGUUACUGCCUAUACGGCCUGCCUCGGAUGUUGAGAGUGUCAUUCCUUCGAGAUCAACAGCCACAAUUCGCUCCAACUCUUUCAACCAGGGAUCUAUUCAAUCAUAUUCAACUGCGCCUACUUCUUGUGCAUCGAGCGAGUAUUCUCAUGCAAUUCAACCAUCGCCCAUGCUGGAAAAACCCUCUGCAGCAUCCGAGAAUCCGACAAGUUCCUCUCUUCCGAAAAAGCCUGGCUCUCCCUUUCGGCGGGGCUUCCGAAGAGUGACUGGCUUUCGCAAGCGCAGGUCUACCACUUUAGCCUCUUCCUCUUUGUCAAGUAUCAGCAGCGAUGCUGGCGUCAAUGAUCCCGACAGUGAGCUUUCCAUCAAGAGUGACUUGAAAAGUCCAGUGUCAAUCAAGUCCACCCAGAGCUCAUGGUCACACCCAUUGUCGGCCACUAAAUCAAGUUAUGACCAUCAAGACUUGUACGACUCUGACGCAAUCGAAAGAAGCAGAAAUUGUAAGGCGAUGCUCAUGUUGCGGACGAUACAGCUGGAAGAGAAGGAGCGCUUUCUUCAGUUUCAAUCGGGUGUCAUAUCGGACUCGAAAGUACAAUGUGAUCGGAUCAAAGCCCAGAAGAGGAAAGACUGGGACAAGAUUAUGACUGAUCAGAUCGAGAAGAAAGAGAAGGCCGUUGAAGAACUUGAAGCCCGUCAACUUGAAGCGGAAUUGAAAAUUCUCAAGGAGCACGAAACAGAAAAGCGGGCGGUCAUGACACGACUCCGUCAUAUGGAAGCUUAUUGUCGGAAUCCUACACCACCUCCAACCCCUGUUGAGGUAGCCUCGGGACGACCAUCGACUGACUCCAUGCCAGAACGCAAGGUUACAGAAAAAGACUAUCAUAGCCUAGCACAACAAUAUCGUGAGCGUGAUGCAAUGGAUACACUGCACAUGUCCAAAAUUAAUGUUUUGAGAGGGAAGCAGAAGAAAGCGGUGGAAAACCUCAUCGACAAGAGAGAUCGAGAAAUCAGUAAACUGGAACAGGAGCUGGAAAGAGAACUUUCUGCUGUCGAACAACAGUAUACAAACCAACAAACAAAUGCGAUCUUGAUUCUCACAGAAAAGAGAAGCAGGCUAGAGGCAAGAUGGCAGACGCAAGCACUCAUACAACGCAAAAAUGUCGAGAAAGCCACCGGGCUUCCACAUGCUCCUUUGCCUGAUGUCGUCGCAAUCGAGCACUCCGAGGAAGCCACCUGCUCGUGA